Molecule: messenger RNA, 1206 nt
Organism: Neohortaea acidophila
Lineage: Eukaryota; Fungi; Ascomycota; Dothideomycetes; Mycosphaerellales; Teratosphaeriaceae
Product: putative Sin3 binding protein-domain-containing protein
Exons: 1
Coding region: 1-1206 (401 amino acids)
Biological process (GO): positive regulation of transcription from RNA polymerase II promoter by glucose
Cellular component (GO): nucleus
Molecular function (GO): sequence-specific DNA binding
Source: RefSeq, a predicted model, not a curated record
AUGGCCCUGACUUCCUCCAUCGCGAUGGCUCUUGCCUCGCCCAACCUCUCCCUCGACUUUCCCCGCGGACGCGACAACGUCGAAGCCGCUGCUGCCUCCUCGGGCGACAAGCAGUUGGCUGGCGCCCUGCCCACUCCGCCCAACUCCAUCUCCCCCAACCUGCCUGCCCACGUCGUCUACCCCACCUUGCACUCCCCUCCCCCCAUCAACAUCGAGUACGAAAUGGACAUGAUCGAUGAGAGGGAAGAAGAGGAAGGGGAGGACCGCGACGUCGCGCCCGAAGACACGGAGUUGCCACCCGAGCCAGCAGGCACACCACUCAGCCGUGGCGCGCUAUCGGGGCUGGAUGCCUCGGCGGCCAUCACGCCUGCCAUGCUGGCAAAACACCAUCUCCCCGCCAUCAUGCUGGGCAACGGUCCGAGGCCGAUCCGCUACGUGAUGGGUGAGCUGACGCACUCCGUCCCCGGCUUCUCGCGCAUCCCGCCAGCCAAGGCUCGACGACUGGUCGUUGCUGCGCUGGAAAGUCGACAUGGCGGCGGACCGGAUGGCAGCGUCACGUUCAGCAAAACCGGCUGGGGUCGAUGGGAUGCGCACAUCAAGGGCUCGUCCAAAGACUCCGGCAUCGGCUCCUUCCAGGAUGGCCACAUGUCGCCACCGCGCAGCGAGCGUAGCAGCUAUGCCGUGUCGAAUGGCGACUCUGCCAUGCACAUGCCUGGUCAUCGACUGCACUCCGCCUACUGCGACCAUGUCUCCGGUGACAGCUGGACGGCGUCAAGCCUGCGCGAGGAGGACGAGCUGGAGCUGGACAUGGACGAAGACGAUGACGUGCCGGAGAACGAGGCAGACAAGAUGUCUCUCGACGGACAGUCUGCUCCUGCCGACGACAACGCCUCUUCCAGCAUGAAUGACGACACCGAUGACGAGGACUGGGCUGCGGUCGGCCCGGCGGCACUACGGAAGGCUUCAUUGCCCACUCCUGGUGCCCCGCGGCUCGACUAUAACGCCAUCAGUAUUCCGGGUCAUGGACCGUCGAGAAGCUGGAGUCGACGACCAUCCGCCAUGGCCAACUGGCGCUUCCCUCAAUCUACUUCCUUUCCCCAGCAGAGCGGCUUCGCCGACACUGCAGCCUUGAGCAUGGAUCCGUCCCUAGCCUCGCCCGAGGAGAGGGCUGCAGUGGCUGCUCUGUUGAGUUUGGGAUCCAUGUGA